AUGAGUAGUAGUAGUAGCGUGAGUAGUAGUAGUGUGAGUAGUAGUAGUAGUAGUAGUAGUAGUAGUGUGAGUAGUAGUAGUAGUGUGAGUAGUAGUAGUAGUAGUAGUAGUAGUAGUAGUAGUAGUAGUAGUAGUAGUAGUAGUAGUAGUAGUAGUAGUAGUAGUAGUAGUAGUAGUAGUAGUAGGUGA
Messenger RNA from Heterobilharzia americana, 189 nucleotides. NCBI's taxonomy places the organism in Eukaryota, Metazoa, Platyhelminthes, Trematoda, Strigeidida, Schistosomatidae. The record is from the annotation of a GenBank genome assembly.